AUGAAAACUUUUUUGAUUGUUUUGCUGGCCGCUGUUGCCAUUGUCAACUGCCAAGGAGGUCAACCAGAUGACAACCCGGAAAAAGUUCAUGUAGUCGACUACAACCCGAUUGGAGAUCAAGUUUACAACAACAACCCUGAUAAAUUUGUUCCGGACAAUUACUUUUACAAGCCUGGAAACAGCGGCCCUGCUGACAAUGGUACACCUCAAAAUUUGCCAUACCCUCCUAAGAAAUAUGACUCCCCAUAUCUUCGAGGUGGAAAG
Molecule: messenger RNA, 264 nt
Organism: Iphiclides podalirius (scarce swallowtail)
Lineage: Eukaryota; Metazoa; Arthropoda; Insecta; Lepidoptera; Papilionidae
Source: the annotation of a GenBank genome assembly